CUUUUACAGCUUCUCAACUAAUUAGUCAACAAUGAACUCUUAGCUUACCAAAACGUCUCACAUCCAUCUCUUUCGUCUCCAAUCUCCAACUCCAUCCCCGUCCCCCCCUUUCUCUCUCUACACUUUCUCUCUCUUCAUGGGCAGCACAGACGAGCCCAACAAACACUCCAAUCUCGAAAACCCAUCUUCCUCACCCACCACCCAACCCCUCCUCUCCAAACCCCCUUACUCUUUUCCUUCACCCAUCGACGAACCACCGUCCAACAACGACCCCACCACCUCCGAACCAGACCCUAACCACUAUCUCCAGAUCUCCUACAAUUACGGCCGUCGACCCAUCAAAGACCUAUCCUUUCUCAUCGUCUUCGCCCUCUUCGUCCUCUCCACUUUCGCCUUCGGCAUCUUCGCCUCCGUCAAUCGAAACCCUAAUUCCUCCAACAUCUCCUCCUUCGUCUACGACUCUAACUCCUCUUCGUGCGUCGAUCAAUCAUCGUCCACCCUUUCCUCAAUCGAUACCACUCUUUCUUUCUACUACUACUCUUCCUCUUCUUCGGGUGUGUUGAAGUAUUUGAUAUGGACACUUGUAAUUACUUUGAUUCUGAGCGUACCCUUUGCGCUCUGUGUCCUUUUGUUACUGAAGCAUUACACCAAACAGAUUGUCUACAUUUCGCUUCCUUUCUUCGUUAUAGUACCAAUCUUCAUAAAUGUAUAUUGGUUCGUGGCGUGUACAGUUAGCUCAACUUGUAGUGAUGCGUUUCCGUUGGCUUACCGGAUUUUGGUGUUCGUCUUUUUGUUUCUGAUUGUGGGUGUGAUUGUAUGGAUUUUCGUGGUGAACUGGCAUCGAAUUGAGCUGACUGUGAGCAUAAUUGGGGUUGCAUCCAAUGCAUUGUUGAGAAAUUUGAGGCUUUUCGGCGUGCUUCCUGCUUUGACUUUGAGUUUGUUCGUUUAUUACGCACCAAUUGUUGUGUUCUUGGUGUUGGCGAGGCAAAAUGGGGAGAUUGUGGUGCGAGAAGAGAGUGAAGAAUAUUAUUGUGCUUGGAAGCAAGAUAGUUGGGUGCCUGCUUACUAUGCUCUGGCAAUUCUUACAAUGUUGUGGUCCGCCGCCGCGAUGGUUGAGGCACAGGCGUAUGUGAUUAGUGGGACUAUUGCACAAUGGUACUUCUCAAAAGAUGAUUUGAAGCCAAGGAAGAGUAUAAGAAGUUCUUUGAGAAAUGCCUUCGGUCCCUCUUCUGGCACAGUAUGUUUGUCUGGAUUACUUAUUUGUGUUGUUCGUGUGGUGCGCGCUGUGGUCGAUAUUGCGCAAGAAGAGGCUCCUGGGAUGUUGAACCUCAUACUCCGAUGCUGCGUUAACACGCUGCUGACAGCUAUUGACUUUCUUAAUAAAUUCACCAUUAACUUUGCAGCCAUAACUGGUGAAGCUUAUUGCACUUCUGCACGGAUGACGUAUGAGCUUCUAAAGCGUAAUCUUCUUUCAGCAGUUUUCGUAGAGAUUGUCUCCACUCGUAUAUUGGCUGGAAUAUGUUUGGUUCUCUCAGCUAUUUAUGCAAUCGUGGUCUAUGCCAUAGUAAACGCUGCCAGCAAUCUUGGGGUGGACUCUUACUUUGUGGCAGUUAUGGCAUGGGUGCUUCUGACUGUGGUGCUGGGUUUUUUUGUGCAUGUGCUGGACAAUGUGAUUGACACGGUAUACGUGUGCUAUGCAAUAGACAAGGAUAAGGGAGAGGUAUAUAAACAGGAGGUUCAUGAGGUUUAUGUUCACCUCCCCAUCAGUAGGAACCAUAGAUCGUCUCUUGAUACCAGAACUCCGCUUGUAUAAAUUGUGUCCCCUCGUAUUUCAUUUUUGUGUUGUAAUCUGCCUUCCAUUUGCUCUCCUUUUGGAGGUAUAACUCCCAUUCGUUGAGUUGUGCAUAUCCAUAAAUGUUGCAUUGUACAAUUGAGGUUUGUUUAUUGAAGUAUUGAAUUUUGGAACAAA
Molecule: messenger RNA, 1969 nt
Organism: Cornus florida
Lineage: Eukaryota; Viridiplantae; Streptophyta; Magnoliopsida; Cornales; Cornaceae
Exons: 3
Coding region: 137-1813 (558 amino acids)
Biological process (GO): transmembrane transport
Cellular component (GO): membrane
Molecular function (GO): transmembrane transporter activity
Source: RefSeq, a predicted model, not a curated record